This is a messenger RNA of Wasmannia auropunctata (little fire ant), 734 nucleotides long. Its product is annotated as cullin-associated NEDD8-dissociated protein 1-like. The transcript has 3 exons. The record is from RefSeq and is a predicted model, not a curated record. Gene Ontology annotation, cellular component: nucleus. Gene Ontology annotation, biological process: SCF complex assembly; protein ubiquitination. Bases 24 to 524 code for a protein of 166 amino acids. Lineage: Eukaryota; Metazoa; Arthropoda; Insecta; Hymenoptera; Formicidae.
AAGAACUGAUCAGAGAAGUCGAGAUGGGCCCUUUCAAGCACACAGUAGACGACGGAUUGGAUCUUCGUAAGGCAGCGUUCGAGUGCAUGUACACCUUACUGGACUCGUGUCUCGACAGGUUGGACGUCUUUGAGUUUCUGAAUCAUGUAGAGAACGGUCUUAGAGACCAUUAUGAUAUCAAGAUGCUGACUUACCUUAUGACCGCGCGACUCGCGCAAUUGUGUCCGACUGCAGUUUUGCAAAGGUUGGAGCGAUUAGUCGAUCCGCUGAAGACUACUUGCACAAUGAAAGUGAAGGCGAACUCGGUGAAGCAGGAGUAUGAGAAGCAAGACGAAUUGAAACGCUCUGCAUUGAGAGCCGUUGCAGCAUUGUUAACUAUUCCUGAUGCAGAUAAAAAUCCGUCAUUGAGCGAGUUUGUUGGACAAAUCAAAGCCACGCCGGAACUGCUGCCGCUCUUCGAGAUAAUACAAAAGGACUGCACCGGCAGUAACGUGAACGAAGCAAACGCAAUGGAUCAGAGUUAAGAGUAAUUGACUUAAUUCUUUUUUGUAUCUCGUAUAGAUGAACGUGGGUUAAGCGCAUUCGUGAUCAUACUCUAUCCAUAGUUUAUUUCUAUACAUUAUUUUUUCAUUAUUACAUCUUCGAUUUGAAGGUAGUUUCUAAUAAAUGUGAGUUAAUGUAGCACAUCAUGUAUAAAUUUUAAAAUAAAUUUGCCGGCAAUAAUCACUUUAUCA